Molecule: messenger RNA, 1249 nt
Organism: Halichondria panicea
Lineage: Eukaryota; Metazoa; Porifera; Demospongiae; Suberitida; Halichondriidae
Product: chromo domain-containing protein cec-3-like
Exons: 3
Coding region: 107-1072 (321 amino acids)
Biological process (GO): chromatin organization; negative regulation of transcription by RNA polymerase II
Cellular component (GO): pericentric heterochromatin
Molecular function (GO): chromatin binding
Source: RefSeq, a predicted model, not a curated record
CUAAAUAAAUAGCACCUCUGUCAGUCUGUGGUUGUGGUGACACACCCCUUUUACUAUGUUAUAGCCUGCGGUCUUCCAAGUUUUGAAUUUCAAACGCCUAAAAGCUAUGUCCAAGAAGAAUUCUAGUAUAUAUCAAGUUGACACCAUUGUUGGUCAUCAAAACACAGAAGGCCAAGACUAUUACAAAGUCCACUGGUUGGGAUACUCUGAGAAGGAAGAUACUUGGGAGCCAAGUGAAAACUUGAGUAGCUGUCUUGACCUGAUCAAGCAAUUCAUGAACAAGAAAGUGCCUAAAGUGCCUGAAGAGAGACGCAAGUCCCUGAGGGACCACUACACCUUCUCAAGUGAUGAUGAAGUGGACACCACCAAAACUAAGAAAAAGAGCGUGAUCAAGAAGACGCCAGUCAAAAGAACCAUCAGGGCCUCAGUCACACCCAGCAAGAAAACCACCAAAGAUGAUUCGAUCAGAAAAAGUUACUACUUGCGGCGCUCGGGAACGAACGAAUUCUCCAGUGAAGAUGAGUCUGAAUUGGGUCUCCAAACUAGCAGAAACAUCCAUAAAACUCGAAUGAGUCUCUCUGAGUCUAGAUUCAAGAAACAACUUGCUAACAUCAGGAAAGAUAUCUACACAUCUUCCCCACGCAAAACUAGCACACCACAGGCAUCACCAUCCAAGUCUCCUGAAGCCACCGAUUCGCCAUCGAAGGUCCGAGCCACUAAGAAGCUGUUGUUUGAUACCAAACAGAGUAUGAGAGCCAAUGCUGCGGGCAUACCUCCCAUGAUGACCAGACGUCGACAGCGAAACGUGGAAGAAGAUAUCACAGUUUCCGAAGAACCACCAACUAUUUCCCAAGCAGAAGACUCUGAAAGUGAAGAAAUUCAGCUGGUUAAGAAAUUGCCAAAAAAGGUGACAAUCAGUAAACGUGCUGUGAAAGAGCGCCCUCAAAAGAUAACGGAAGAGGAACAGUACUUCCCAGUCACAUGGAGGGAGUUUGUCCUGGCUGGAUUUGUUACUGGUGUUGCUGGGCUGGGAUACUUAUGCUACAACUCUGACUAUUGCAGUUUCUGUUAGAUGAACGAUGUUGUCCUCUCUCUAUACAAGCAACAGAGUAGCAUAGUAAGUAUGACAUUGUUGAGUUCUAUUUUUAGUUAGCCCACAUUUAUUUUUUGAUGCCUAUAACCCAGUCAUGUAUUUUCUCUAUUAUAUCAGUAGUACUUCAUGCACUCCUGAUUAUAACAAUUAAAUUAA